AUGCGCGUAUUUCCCGAUCCCAUCCUCCGUCAACGGGCCCGCAAGGUAACCCAGUUUGACGCCAAACUGGCAAAGCUCGCCGUUGAUAUGGAGGAGACCAUGAACGCCCACCACGGCGUUGGCUUGGCCGCCAAUCAGGUUGGCGUGUUGCAGCGCAUGUUCGUCGUGAAGAUGGAGGAUUGGGAGGAAGCCCUGGUUCUGAUUAACCCGGAGAUCAUGCGCCGCGAAGGUCUGCGCGAGGUCGAGGAGGGUUGUCUCAGCUUGCCCGGCUAUCGCGGCAUGGUAAACCGCGCCGAGCGCAUCCGCGUGCGUUACCAGGACAUCACCGGCAAACAGCAGCGCCUCAAGGCCGAGUGCAUGCUUGCGCAGGCCGUCGAACACGAGACCGAUCACCUGAACGGCAUCCUGUACAUUGACCACCUCAUCGCUCACGAUCAAUUUUUCCGGAUCCAUGUCGAUGAAGACGGAGAUGUCGAAUACCUCCCCACCGGGGAACCCGACGCCGCAGAGCUGGAAGCCGCCGCCCGCCGUAUGAAUAGCCGCAACCUUGUCCCCCAGUUCGAUCCCAGCAACGGCCGGCCGGCCACCCGCCAGGCCGACGACGCCACCGUCGCCGAUUAG
Geodia barretti is the source of this 621-nucleotide messenger RNA. The record is from the annotation of a GenBank genome assembly. NCBI's taxonomy places the organism in Eukaryota, Metazoa, Porifera, Demospongiae, Tetractinellida, Geodiidae.